Molecule: messenger RNA, 1537 nt
Organism: Carica papaya (papaya)
Lineage: Eukaryota; Viridiplantae; Streptophyta; Magnoliopsida; Brassicales; Caricaceae
Product: Haloacid dehalogenase-like hydrolase (HAD) superfamily protein
Source: RefSeq, a predicted model, not a curated record
GAAUAAUAAAAUUUAUUCGAAGCAAUUUUUUUUUUAGAAGAAAAUAAAAUCAAAAGGCUAAGAAGAGCAAGCAGGCUCUCUUUGAUUGAGUUGAUUUUUCUCUUAUUUGGGUUCUAAUGGACUGCACUUGCAGCAAUAACAGAACCCUUUCUCUCUUAAUUUCACAGACAUCCUCUUUUCGUUUUCCUCUCUCCUUUACCCCUUCAAAGCUCAGCUUAUCGAAAUUAAAGGGUGUUAAUCUGGUUAAGCAUCGUCUGGUAAUCAAUAACGCCUUUGGGUUCGACAGAGAUGGCUCUGUUAACGGGUUCGAUAUCACACCCAACAAGCUUUUCAUGCAAGAGGCAAUUGGAGCUGAAUAUGGAGAAGGUUUUGAAACUUUUAGACAAGAUGGGCCUCUUAAAGUUGAUGUGGACUUUUUAAAUGACAGACUGCAAGAAGGUUUCCUUCAACGAAUACGCUAUGCCAUGAAACCUGACGAGGCAUACGGACUUAUUUUCUCCUGGGACAAUGUUGUGGCAGACACUCGAACUUCGAAGGUAAAUGCAUGGAAGCAACUUGCCUCCGAGGAGGGAAAAGAAAUUCCUGAAGCUGAUGAUGUGCAAAGAAUGAUGCUUCUUGCAGGUGCUGACCAUGUAUUGCAUAAGGUGUUGUUCUGGGAGAAGGCACAAAGUGAAGUUGAGAGAUUAAAGUUGAGGUUUUCACAGAUAUAUUAUAAUAAUCUCCUCACACUAAUGAAACCAGUGGACGGACUGGAAGAGUGGCUUGACGCAGUGUCCACAGCCCGCAUCCCUUGUGCUGUUGUUUCAAGUUUAAAUCGGAGAAACAUGGUCGAUGCCCUAGAGCGGAUGGGACUGUUAAAAUAUUUCCAGGCAGUAGUUUCAGAGGAAGAUGGCAUGGAGUCAAUAGCUCAUAGAUUUCUUUCUGCAGCUAUGAAGUUGGACCGGAAACCAUCCAAGUGUGUGGUGUUUGAGGAUGAUCCCAGAGGCAUAACUGCAGCUCACAACUGCACUAUGAUGGCUGUGGCAUUAAUCGGCACUCACCCCGCGUAUGAUCUUGUCCAGGCUGAUCUUGCAAUUGGGAACUUUAACGAGCUUUCAGUGAUCAACCUCCGGAGAUUAUUUGCUAAUAAGGGCUCUACUUUCAUGGACAGACAAAAGCAGAUAAUUAAGGAUGCCCCUCCAAAAAGAAAGCUCACUGUUGACACCAUCUUUUGAUUCCAUUUCACUCAGCUUGACAUUCUUUCUUUUCCAAUUUUCUCCCUGUAAUUAAGCGUUCGAGCAUCGUCUAAUCUUGUCUAGCCUGCCCUUGUUUUUACCUUUCUCAUUUAAGGACAUUCUUUUACUAUAUAUUGUACUAAUAAUUGUAUGUAUCAACUGUUGUAUUGUGAUUUAAAAUCAGGAGUAGAUGGAGAUAGAAUCUUGGCAUUCUUGUUUCCUGGAUGUCGAUCAUCCAUCAUUCUUUAUCAACUAUUUAAAAUUUGUGUUUAUUAACUUGUAAAAAUAAUGUAUGCCUGUGCUAUAUGUAUUAUGUCAACUAA